This is a messenger RNA of Penicillium cosmopolitanum, 1995 nucleotides long. RefSeq lists its product as uncharacterized. The record is from RefSeq and is a predicted model, not a curated record. The coding region runs from base 1 to 1995 and encodes 664 amino acids. The transcript has a single exon. Lineage: Eukaryota; Fungi; Ascomycota; Eurotiomycetes; Eurotiales; Aspergillaceae.
AUGCGUCUCCUGCUCCUUGUCUUGUUUGGCCCCGCAUUGUGUCUAAGUGCAUGCCCGUACGCUAAGGACAAUAGGUGCAUGGGAUGUUCAUAUGCGAGACGAGCCGAAAUUGUUGAAGCCACAAACAGAAACAAUGGCAAAUCCCACGCAUCUAACAAAAAGGGUGUCAUGCUGAUGAAUCGCAUCAAUCCAUCUUCCAUGCAACUCUACAUUGCCAAUUCAGAUGGUAGUAAUGAGCGGUUAUUGUUGGGCAACUCUUCUGUCUUUGAAUACCAUGCCAGCUUCUCUCCAGAUGGUCAAUAUGUUGCCUUCACUAGCGAGCGAAAUGGGGAUGGUAAUUCGGAUCUUUACAUGGUGCAUGUCAAUGGCAGUGGCUUAAGGCCGAUUGCGACCACUCCCGCAGUGGAGGAUGCAGUUUCUAUCUCGCCAAACGGAAGAUAUGCCGUUUACGCGUCUACGCGAGAUGUCUACGUAUCCAAUAUCUGGUUAACCGAUCUUGAGACGGGUCUCACGCGCAAUCUCACGAAUCAGACAGGUAUUACGGGCAAUCCUUACUCGCCGAGCGGGUUCUUUGCACCAACCUGGUCCCCAGAUGGAAACCAUAUUGUCUUUUCCUCGGAUCGCAAUACUGCAUGGACAGGGCACGACAAUGGCACCGGCUGGGAGCAUACUCAAAAUUUGUCGAUAUAUAGUAUCACGCCUCAGGGGACCAAUUUCCGCUUAGUCUACAGUGAGCCGGGAAUGACCUUUGGCUCGCCUAAAUUCUCACCGGAUGGUAAGAGGGUCGUUUUUUACGGGAUGACUCUGCAACAAACAUACGACUCCCGUUCCUCGUUUCGUGAAGACGGUGUGAAUAAUCAAAUAAUUUCUGUGGACUUUGCAACUGGUACAGACCGUCGUUCGGAGACCAAUUCGAAUGGGUCCAAAGUCUUCCCGCAAUACCUUUCCCACGACAAUAUCGGAUAUUUGCUCAGAACAGGGCCCAAUGCGGGGCUUCACUAUACUGGAUCAUCCAGUCAUAUCUCCGGGAAAUUUCGCUCUCCUUCAUGGUCUCCAGAUGGCAAGUAUGUGGUUUAUGAAAAGACCGGAUGGACAUCUCGCUCCUUACAAAAGAAGCUUUAUUCAUGGGACAAUGAGUGGGACUAUCGGUUUAUGGAUGUAUUCCCUGACCUAUCAAGAAAAGGGAUGCUUGUGUCCACUUCCAAGCAGACGGGAAGCCCGGGCAACUCAUCUGUUGCCGUGAUGCAGCCAGAUAAUCAUAAAUUCACUGUUCCCUUUGGUACUUUUCAGAUCACACCACAUCCAAUCUCCCAAGCUACCGUUGCAGGUGGUGCAGCUGGCUGUUUCCAACCCUCCUGGUCUUCUGAUGGAGAGUGGAUAACCUUCGGUCUGGGUAAUUGGUUCGAAAGCCGCGCUUCUAACCCGGGCUGGAUCUACCGAACUCGCUCCGAUGGCUCCUACUAUGAACAACUCACAUUCAGCUCAUCCAAUUCCGGUUCCAAUGCAGGCUAUCCCAGCUAUUCGCCUGACGGUAAACAGAUCGUGUACCGGGUUUAUGAACCGGAAUUUGGUCUUCGCCUUCUAAAUCUGGAAACGAAUAUUACCACCAGACUCACAACAGAACGUGACAAUCUCCCUUCGUUUUCACCAGAUGGAGAAUGGGUGCUUUUCACGCGCAAUAUAACCAACCCGGCAAGGGGUCAAUUCUCAAACUACGAGAUUUGCAUCAUUCGACCCAACGGCACCGAUUACACUGAGCUUACUUCGUCUGCCGCCAACGAUGCCCAUGCUGUCUGGACUGCCGAUAGCCGAAUUAUGUGGUCGAGUGGAAUGUGGGGGUUCCAGGCCGAGGCGGCAACAUACGACGAUACCUUUCAACCAUAUGGACAAAUCAUGAUCAUGGAUGCGGAUGGUUCGAAUAAGACUGUUCUUACCAACAGUAUGUGGGAGGACUCGAUGCCACUAUAUGUUUCUAAUUCAAAGUAUUUCGAUUGA